AAGAAGAAGAAGCACGCCCAACCGGAAGAGGGCAGCAGUAGUGUUCGCUGUGCCAGAUUCAAUCCCGGCGAAGAAGAAGGGCAUGGAGCACUUUCCAAUCGUGGAAAUGGCGCUUUGAGUGGAAACCAGAAGUCAGAGGGAGCAUCUCGUGCUUGGCAGUCUAUUGAAAGCCCCAAAGGGCUGUACGUAUGUGUUGUAGUUUGGAAAAAGGAGCGGAGUAUGAUACGGGAGAAAGGGAAUCAGGAGAUUCUUCAAGGAAAUCUGAACAUCCGUGGCAGACAGUGAACCAUGCAUGACCUGAAGGCCCAAGUCACCAGCAGCCUGCUGCCGUUUCCUGGAGUGACUAUAGAUGCUCUGGGAGAGGAUGAGAUCACCCUAGACUCUGUGUUACAUGGGAAGUUCACUGUUGGCCGGAGCGGGCUUGCCUGGCUGGCCUGCGGCCCCCACCUGGAGGUGGUCCAUUCAGUGACAGGAGAGCGACUGUCUGCGUACUGCUUCAGUGGUGGAGGAGAGCACCCCCCCACUGUCUUCGCUGCCAGGGACUUUAGCUGGCUAAAAAGGUCUGGAUUACUUGUCGGCUUGGAGGAAGCAGAGGGAAGUGUGCUGUGUCUUUAUGAUUUGGGACUAUCAAGGGUGGUCAAAGCUGUUGUUAUACCAGGCAGGAUUACAGCUAUUGAGCCGUUAGUGAGUUAUGGUGGAGCAAGUGCUUCGACCCAGCAUCUUCACCAAAGUCUGCGCUGGUUCUUUGGCAUUGCCGCCGUAGUAACAGAUCUCGGCCAUGUUCUGCUGGUCGACCUCUGCCUGGACGACCUGUCCUGCAGCCAAAGUGAACUGGAGGCUUCAGACCUGCAGGUAGUGACCAAAUCUCCAGCCGAGAUCCCCCGGCUGAGAGAAGUCGGCACCAGUCAGGGCAGACAUCUUUGUCUCCAGCUGAAUGGGCCCAGCGGUGUUGGAGUGACAGCUCUGCAGUACAUCUCCAGGACCAACCAGCUGGCGGUGGGAUUUUCAGAUGGAAACUUGCAGCUGUGGAACAUGAAGACUCUAAAGAAGGAAUACCACUCCCAGUUAGAAGGUGGCAGGGUGCCUGUGCAUGCCUUCACCUUCCAGGAGCCAGAAAAUGAUCCCAGGAACUGUUGUUACCUCUGGGCUGUCCAGUCUUCUCAGGACCUCGAGGGAGAUAUGGUCAGCCUCCGCCUACUUCAGCUGGCUUUCAGUGAAAGGAAGUGUCUAUCAUCUGGGAAGAUCCUCUAUGAGGGUCUGGAGUACUGUGAGGAACGUUACAGUCAGGAGUUAAAUGGACCAGCUUUCCCUCUCAGGGCCCAGGCCACCAACACCCGCCUGCUGAGCUGCCAGACCAUCGAGAAGUUCCGACACCAUCCUGACAGAGACGACAGCAUGAACGAAGUUGCAUCUCCAGACACCAGUGUUUCCAUCUUCUGCUGGCAAGUCAAAGCCUACGGUCAGGGAACCCCAUCCACCUACAUCGGGGUUUUUGACAUCAACCGUUGGUACCACGCACAGAUGCCAGACUCUUUGAGAACGGGUCAGUCUCUGCAAAAUUGUCCCUACCUGGCAGUUUGGUCUCUGGACCCCGUGGUGCAGAUGGUGUCUAAACAUGUUCUCCUGGAUGUGCUGGUGCACGAGCGCAGCCUGAGCAGGGGCCUUCCCUUCACCUGCCCCCCACCAGAACAGUACUUCAACCCCACCACAUAUAACUUUGAUGUUACCUGUUUGAUCACCUCUGGAAUUGUGCACUCGACCUGCUCUGGGUAUCAGAAAGAGACCCUGAGCUUUUUGAAGAAAGCAGCUCCUUGUUCCAGUGAAGUCAUCUCCAACAGCUACUCUCGCUGCCUCAUGUCCGGCCUCCUCUCCUCUCGCCUGGCUGACACCCAGCCCUCCAGCCUCUCUCAGGAGGAGCAGCUGGAUGCCAUACUGUCCACAGCGGUGGAGACCAGCUCCUUGGGAAUGAUCACUGGCUGUAUCAAGCAGUGGACUGCAGAAGAACGACCAGGCUCUGCACUGAACCUGCGCUACAUCCUGGAUUGGGCCUGGAACAAAGUGGUCCAGACCAAGAAGGACCUGGAUGGCAUCUGUGCACCGCUGUUUGACAGCUCCUCCAACUUCACAGACCCUCAGACCAUGCAGCUGCUGCAGCACAGCCAGAGACUGCUCAGUAACCUCAGCACCAUCUUCCACUGUCUGCUCAGUGAAGCUCAGGAACUCACACAAAAAGGCCUGGUGGGUCUGAUAAACAAGAACUUGGUGUCCAAUCUGAUUUCAAAGUACGCUCAGGUGGUGCUCUGGUUCUGUCGCACCGGUCUGCUGCCAGAGGGAUCAGAAGAUGACGCUCUCCAGAUCUCCAGGCCUUUCUACACUCACUCUGUCAUCAGCAACUAUUAUACUAUACGCAGAGAGGAGCUCACCAGGCUGUCUAAGGGCAAGUGGUGUGCCGACUGCCUGAUGAUUGACGGUUUGGUCGGCCAGUGUGGUGAGCGCUUGAUCAACCUGUGGAAGAGGGAUGAGAAUGGCACUGGGCAAUACCCACCACCUACAUUGCAUGCGUUGUUGGACAUCUAUCUCCUAGACAACAUCGAUGAAGCUACCAAACAUGCAAUUGUGAUUUACCUGCUGCUGGAUGUUCUGUACUCCUUCCCCAAUAAGGAGGGAGCUUCAGUGGAGUCUUUCCCCCCAGCCUUUGCCAUCCCUAUCGGACUGGUGAAACUAGUUCAAGGCCUCUGGCUGCUGGACCAUCACGACCACCAGAGUUCCUUCGAGUUGCUCCUGCAUCCAGCGGCCUCUCAGUGUCAGUUUGAGUGGCAGCACGAGCGUGUCCUGCAUGCUCUGAUGUGCCAGAGCCAACACGCAGUGGCACUCCGAUACUUCCACGUUACGAAGCCCCCAGUUUCCUCCACCUCCCAGGCCAAACUCUACCUGUCUGUACUUAUACACAACAAGUGUCUCAUAGAGGCGUGGUCCUUACUUCGGCAGCACUCUAAUCGCCUCAACAUGGAAGAGCUGCUGGCCUUUCUGUAUGAGAGCUGCCAGGAGCUGGGCCUCAUCCCCGAGCUGUUCAAACUUCCUCUGAGCGUCACUGAGCAGGAAGGUUUGGAGAAGUUCCUCCAGGGGACAGGGGGUCUCCAGAACAGAGAACUGCUGAUGGUUCAUUACCUCCAGCAGGCCAACUACAUUCCUGCGCUGCAGCUCAACCAGAGGCUCAAAGUGAACUUCGCGAAUGAGCGAGACCCAAAGCUUAAAGAACGGUCCAUCACCAGGAACUCGAUAUUGGAGCAGUACGGCAAAGUUUUGCCCAGAGUCCAGAGGAAAAUGGCAAUGGAGAAAGGGAAGCCGUACCAGCAUCCCAACGCCAUCCACCGAGAAAUUUCUCGGCCACAGCCACUGUCAACCAUCACCAGACGCUCCGUCAGUGAGAAGGUGAUGUCGAGGGCCGGCUUCAUCAACAAUGUUCUGUCCAAGAUUGAGGAGGUGUGGUUGGGCAAAGGAGCUUCACCACAGUCCUCCCCAGGCAGGAGUCCAAGGGCAGCUGAUGCUCACAGCCCCAAGCCCUCCUCCUCCUACAUGGCCCUUUCUGAGCCAUUCCUGGGGACUCCCAUCACCAUGACCUCCAGACGAAAGUCAAGGUUGAAGGACUUGGUGGUUCACCCCUCCUGUACGACCCCCCGCCCUCUGCUCAGUCCUCCCGGACCUCUCAGCUCUUGGGUUUCUCCGAAGAGCAUCUGCAAGGCCCCUGAACUCAGUCUGCUGCAAACACCACAGGUUGUCAAGCGAGCGCGGGCUUUGGCUGCUUCUGGCCCUGUGUUCUCUGCCUUCACUCCCCAGUCCAUUCUGCGCAGCAGCCUGAGGCCCACACCCGUCGCCACCCCGUCUGCUUCUCCAGGACGCUCCAUCACCCCCCCUCUCCGCAACAAAGAGAGCCGGAUCACCUUCAUUGAUGAGGAAGAAACUCCUGUAUCGGUGAAGGGCAUCCGAUGGACCAAUGGGGUGGCAGCAGACAGUGAGAUUAGCUUGUUGACCAGAGACCCCAUUCUAUCCAAGGCAACACGUAAGACCUGGCCUGCACAGCCUGCGGAGGAGGACGAGGAUGAUGAAGAGGAGGAAAGGGAAGAACCUCAUGUGAAGUUCCUGCCUCCAGAAGGUGGUCUUCCCUCCCCAGAGCUGAGAUGCUUUGAUAGCGAGUCAAUCUCCAUCCAUGAGAGUGCUGCAGAAACCAGACCAUCAGAUGCAACACACACAAAACUCAACCUGAGCUUUGACACCAGCCAGAAGUCCGACACCACUCUGGAGUUUUAUGAUGCACAGGACCAAGAAAGAGAGGAGGGGCAAACAGCGGAAGAAGACGAGGUAGUGACAGUGAACAUCAAAAACCCAACUGAAAAUGAAGAAGCAGAGGAACAGCUCUCACAAACCAUUGAGCAAACCCCUGUCCUGACAUCAGAGGACACAGCGAGGGAGGAGGAGAAUGAGGAUGAAACAUUUGAGGACGUGAUGGAAAUUGGUCUUGAAGAGGAGGCUAAACAUGUGGAAGAAGUUCAGUCUAAAGAGGAGGAUGAACAGGAAGUUCAGACCAUUAGCAAACAUGAAGAUGCUGCAACUCCUCCCCAAGAAGAGACAUCCAUUCAAGUUUGUCACCAGGUUACUGAGGGCACAGACUCUGGUGCUGAAGUCGAAUCCCCGGAUCUUCCAGUGGAGCAGGACGUCCAGACUGAGGCCUCUGAAUCCACAGAGUUCACCGAGGCUCUGAAACCAUCUGCAGCCCCUGAACCCACAAUCACACCAGAAGAGGAACUGGAGUCAUCAGAUCUGACAGCGUUUGUGCAGAGACAUCUGUUUGGCGGCGAUCCGUCUCCUCCGCUCUCCCGCUCAGGAAUCCACGACGCAUCCCAGAUGCAGGCCUCCUUCAACAGUGAGUCAGCGGGUGAUGCUGAUGAGGAGGUGCAGGAUGCUGCUGAAGCUCCUCCAGUGUUCACCAGCCAAAAAUCUUCUGCUUCUGUGACGUCGACGGAGCCAACCGGCACAGACUCCCAAUCUGUUGUGAGUUUGAAUGAUAGUGAUGAGCUUUCUAGCGCCUUGUCAGAGGAAGAAGAGGAAGAAGAGGAGGAGGAGGAGUCUGAUCAGGAGGAGGAGGAAGACCAGGAAGAGGAAGAGGACUCUGGUAGUGAGGUGGAGAUCAUUGAGGAGGUCCAGGGUAAUGGGAGGCUGCCACCGCUCCAACCCACUUCAGUCUUUGUACAACAAGAACACACGCACUUCCUGCCAAGUCUGUCGGAACAGGAGGCUGCGCAGUUCUCUCUGAUCGAGCCUGGUGCAGAGAUAAAGAUGUUAGAGGAGGACAUGGAGGGUGAGGUGGUGAUGGUGAGACUCGGUGCAGAUGAAGAAUUAGAUGCUGUUGAGGACGAAGAGCAAGGAACAUCAUACAUGGAGCUCAAACCCUCGACCACUCUCCUCGUACCACUGGAGCUUGUGGAGGGGCAAGGCCUGGUCGAUGGCUCUCAGCUGUGUCUUCCUGGGCUUCAGCAGACCCUUGUGCCAGAUGAGCAGAGGACCGAAGCUAACAGCAGCUUCUCUCUGAUGCUGGAUAUGGACGAUGAUGCAGACACGCUGCCAAUGGAGAAUGAUCUGCAGUGCUCUGACCCUCCCUCCCUGUCUCCAGCAAUAGAGGCUCUUGACAAACCCGAGGUCAUUAUUUUGGACACAGAUGAUCAGGAUCCUCCUGGGUCUGGAGAAAUCUCUGAAAAGGACCAGGGCAAAGAGAUGGAUACUUUAGAUGGAAUUGAGCUAGAUGGGACGACAGAGUCAGAACUUGCUGGCCUACAAACUGAAAACAGUGCGGAAAACCUUGAGACAGAAGAUGCUAAAGUACAGAGCGAUGAAGAGGUAGUAAUGUUGGUUGAAGAUCAUGAAACUGCAGGCCUUUCAAUGUCAGAACCAGAUCCAGUGGAAGAAUCUUCAGCAGAAAUGCUCGUUGAAGAUCAGGAACAGGAAGGACGCUCAGUCUCUGGGCCAAGUCCAGUGGGAGAACUUCCAGCACAAAUGCUGGCUGAAGAUAAUGAACCUGAAAGUCUUUCCGACUCUGGACCAAUUCCAGUGGAAGAGCCUACAGCCGGAAUACUGGCUGCUGAAGAUCAAGAACCUGAAGUUAUUUCGUUGUCUGAACCAAGUCCAGUGGAAGAGCCCACAGCAGAAAUACUGUCUGCUGAAGAUCAAGAACCUGAAGUCAUUUCAUUGUCUGAACCAAGUCCAGUGGAAGAACCCACAGCAGAAAUACUGGCUGCUGAAGAUCAAGAACCUGAAGUCAUUUCAUUGUCUGAACCAAGUCCAGUGGAAGAACCCACAGCAGACAUGCCUGCUGAAGAAGAUCAAGAACCUGAAGUGCUUUCAUUGUCUGAACCAAGUCCAGUGGAAGAACCCACAGCAGACAUGCCUGCUGAAGAAGAUCAAGAACCUGAAGUGCUUUCAUUGUCUGAACCAAGUCCAGUGGAAGAGCCCACAGCAGAAAUACUGGCUGCUGAAGAUCAAGAACCUGAAGUCAUUUUGUUGUCUGAACCAAGUCCAGUGGAGGAGCCUUUAGCAGAAAUGCCUGCUAAAGAAGAUCAAGAACCUGAAAGUAUUUCCGACUCUGAACCGAAUGCACUGGAAGUCAUCCCACCAGUUGUGGAUGACAAAGACUCAAUGGCAGAGCAAGAUGCUAAUCAGGAGAUGGGAGAGGAGAAGGAAGAACCAGCACCUGCAGGAGUUGUGAUCUCAAAUAGCCAGCCAGAGGAACAGCCGGUGCUCGAGGCCCCAUCUUCCCAGAGGAAAAAGAAGGCUCCUUCCACGCCAACACGGAGUACAACAAGAGGGAGGACGAUUGCCUUUACCGUUCCCCUCCAAGAGGAAGCAGAGGAGAAACUAACCAGCACUCUGUUUCCUGCGUCUCCUAGUCGUAAAAGUAACCAGAGCAAAGUCCAAUUUACCACACCUCGAAGAAGUUCUCGUAACGCUAAGCCAGAGCCUCCAAAAGAAGAUGUUAAAGAGGAGAUCGCCAUGGAUACUGAAAACACAACGACUUCACCAGCCAGACGUCGGGUUUCCCAGAAGGCCACCUCAAUAAGGAACAGCAAAAAGACCGAAAGUGGUGAUGAUGAUGAUGAGGAGGAGGAGGAAAUAGAAGGCGUCACAGAUACUAAAGUUUAUCGGCGAACAAGCUCCAAGACUCAGACACCGGCCAAACGCAGGACCACUCGGGUAAACACUCCGACGAGGUCCAGCAGAAGGAUAUUGAGUAGCAGUGAGGUGGAGUCGGCAACAUUGGAGAUCUUGGAAGAACAGAAGGAACCGGUGGAGGUCUUUGCAACUCCGGCCAAACGCAACUCCAGGAAAAGCAAGACGACAUCAUCAGAAACGCAGACAGCACUGCUGGAGGAGGAGGAAGAUGUAAAAAGAUCUUCCAGUCUUGGCAGGGCGACCCGACUGUCCAACCGCAUUACCCUGAGCGUUUAUCCACAAAGUUUAAGGAAGACGAUAAGAGAGACGAUUACUGAUAAUAUCAAAGAAAGUGGAGAUCUACUGGAGCCUGAAGUAAACAGCAAAACUAGUCGCUCCAACGCUCGUCGAUCUACAAGAACCAAGCUCUGGGAUUACCCCGAGGAAGACCAUCCCUUACUGGACUCCCCUCUGGAGGUGCAUUCAGAGAUGCCUGUGGCAGACGCCCUCAUCAAGAGACUGCAGGAUGAGAAGGAGAAGCAGGAAGUCGUCACAAAGAUGGUAAGAACUAGCAAGAGGAGUACCAAGUCUUCAGUGGAGGAGGUUCACUUCAUACUUCCUGUAAACCCAAGCCUCAUCCCUGAACCCGAAGAGGAAGAGUCUAAUCCAGGCGAGAAUUCCUACAUCUACUCCCCCUCACGGAGAAGAACAAGAGCUAAGAGAGGACAGUCUCCCAGCCCCAGUGAAGAGUCUGCGGCCCGUGUCACUCGCAGCAGGAGGAAGGUUGUCAAAGAAGCUCCUCAGGAUGAAAUUGCUUCAGAAGAAGACCUUGGCGAGAUGGAAAAAGCAGCAAGUGUUUCUAAAACCAGAAAAUCAGGCAAAAGAACAGCCAAAUCCAAAGCCGUGUUGGAGCGUCCUCCCAUAGCAGAGGUGGAACUGCUCUCUCCUCUGCCCAGCCCCGCUGAUCCCCUCCCCCGAGCACAGAAGAGGACGAAGGAGGGAGAGCCCCCAGCCCCCGGCAGGAACCUUCGACGCAAACGAAUAAUGGAAACCGUUUUCUCAAAACCUGUAACACGGAGGAAGAAACUUUAAGGAGGUCGGUGGUGGUUUUAACCGGGGAACCUCAGACAGCCGCGAGAAGAUCUGAACCAACUCGGUCAAGAGCUGUCAAAUACAAGUGUAUGCCUAAACUCAUUAUGGUUCUAUUUCCUCAAAUGCCUCCGAGUGCUGUGGUUGUCUUCGUAUAUUUACUUCAAUGUAGGACAAGUGAAUGAAAAAAAAGGCAAUUUAGGCAUGAAAAUAUAUUUUUGGGAGAAAACACACUGGACAGCAGUGAGAGAGAGGCAUAUAUUUUUGGAGUUUAAAUAUCCCGUUCAUGUGGACUGGAUUUCACUUGAUAUUGCAUCCGUGGGACAUUUUAAGACGCUCCUCGUAAUCCGCCUAAAUCUCUGGACACAGAACGACACAAGGGAAUUAAAUCAAGGUGGGCUUUUAGAAGCGCCCAGUAAUAAAACCAGAGGGACUGAAGUGAGCCUUGCUCUAAGAAAUUGGUUUUAUUCACACUCUUUUAACUUUUUUUUUCUUUUUUUUUUUUGUUCUCCUCGUUUACUUUUUAAAUCUUGAGGCCUGCUACCUUUUUCUAUUUAAGAAGAAAAGCAACCAACCCAGUGGAGUCAAACGAUUUCUACUGAUAAAUGUGUAUAUAGUCUUUUGCUAUGUUCCAAAUAAAGUACAUAAAUACAUCGUAAAAAAUGUCUUUCAUUUUGAGGUUUUAAGUGUCAUGAAUGCGUUUGAUCAUCUAAUCAGCCUGCCUAUGCCAUAGUCUUAAAAUGUGUCAAUUUGAGGGAUUACCUGUGAAAGACUUGUAAACUAAUGCCAUCAGAUUUGAGUGUUUGUGUAAUAGGGAUGAUGUAAAGUGUGAAAUCAACAAAAAGACUUACACAGCUGUUUAGGGUUUUAAAAAUGUAAAAUAGAUGUUUUGCGACAUGUUCAUAGACUUGUUAAACUAAAUUUAUGGCAACCAACAUGAGAAAUAGGCUAUUUUCUGAUGAAUGUGUGUAGAAUGUCUUAUUUUUGACGACUGCUCUUUGAUAAAUAUGGCUACGCUUGAAUACUUCAAA
Gymnodraco acuticeps is the source of this 9320-nucleotide messenger RNA. It is a transcript of the gene ahctf1, whose product is annotated as AT hook containing transcription factor 1. Gene Ontology annotation, molecular function: protein binding. The record is from RefSeq and is a predicted model, not a curated record. NCBI's taxonomy places the organism in Eukaryota, Metazoa, Chordata, Actinopteri, Perciformes, Bathydraconidae.